GGAUACCCGUUUUCGGGGGAGUUAUGUAUAUAUUUUAAUAACCUUUUACUGUUUUCUCGAAUUUGGCUUUUGCUAAUAAAACCGAAUAUUCACAUCUUUCGAAAACGAACUUAAAAUGGAUGUUCAACAAGAUACGCGAAUUAGUCAAUUACUACCUUCAGUAAAAUGUUCAGAUUGUGGGGAAAUGGUAGAGUUUCGAAGGUUAGGUGAACACAUUUGCCAGGCUGCUCCUGCUGUUCCUGCCUUACCUAGUGCUUAUAGAAAACCUACUAUUAAAAAUCAAACUCCUUCCUCAAGACAAGUUGAUAAUAUACUUAGACCGAACCUUAAUCCAUUAUCAGUGUCUGAUAAUAGCUAUGAUGUUGGUCGUUCACCAUAUGAUACUUCUCCCUCACCUACAGAUUCCGGUUAUUCUGGGUAUUCAGGCAGCAAAUACACAUCUCCGCCUUCAUCUACAUCGAGCCCUAAGGGACCCACAAAUUUCCUACAAAAAUAUGAACAAAUGACCGGUAAACAAAUCAAUUCAUCAUCACAAUCUCCUAGAAGCUCUCCAACAUCACCUAUUGACAAUAACCAAGAAUAUUAUAAUAAUGGAUAUCCUACUACCCCUAAGCGAUUUGAUAGACCACAGGACAAUUUUAAUAAUAUUAAUGGUAAUGACUAUCCAUAUGGACAGGGCUAUCCAUCAGAUCGUGGAAUACUUGAUCCAAGAAAAUUUCCUAAUAAUGAUAGAUACAUUCAACAACAGCCUUUCGAUGAAAAUAAUAACCGUUAUAAUAUGGAUGAUCCUUAUCGAACGGGUAAACCUAGAGUUCCUAAUGAUCCAUAUGUUCAAAGACCAGAUGAUCGUUAUAUGCGAAAUCAAAAUCCUAAUGACCGUUAUAACGAUUAUAUGCGUGGUCCACCACCGCCAUCAUCUAAUCAACCAUAUUUGCGAGAUUUUGAUCCUUCUCGUAAACCUACUUAUGACCGACAGAAUGGACAAUCACCAUAUAAUUAUGAUAGCUCUAGACAAUCACCUCGUAAUAUUUCGCAAGAAAAGGUUGGUCCACAACCACCUUUUUCAAAACCUUACGUGCCACAAUCAUCACAAGGAAGGUAUGAUCAAGGAAGUAGAAGUAAUACGUCUGAUUCUUAUGAAGGAAAUAAGGUUGAUGAUUUGAUGAACGAUUUGAUGAGAGAGAUGGAUAGUAUGCAAAUUCCACCAAAUUCAUUCGAACUUGAUGAGCCUAGAAGUAAAAAUGGCCGUGAUAUUUGUGCUUAUUGUAAAACUGAGAUAGUAUCUCAAGCUACUACGAUGUGGGCGCUUGGUAAGACAUGGCAUUCAGAUCAUCUACUUUGUGCACAUUGUCGUAAACCAAUAGAUCCAAAUGUGGGACAUGUAGAAAGAGAAGGCAAUGUAUAUUGUCCAAAUGAUUUCACGGACUUAUUUUUACCAAAAUGUAGAAGAUGUAAUUUACCUGUAGAAAAAGAAGCCGUUAGUGCUAGUGAUGGCAAACUUGAGGGAAAAUGGCAUGUAAAAUGCUUCGGUUGCCAUACUUGUUACAAAUCUUUCCCAGACAAAUCAUUCUAUGUCUUCGAGAAUGCACCAUAUUGUAGACGUCACUAUCACAAAUUAAAUAAUUCCCUCUGUAAAACUUGUGAUGAACCUAUUGAAGGUCCUUGUGUACAAACAGUCGAAGGUUGGAGAUAUCAUCCAAGUUGUUUUGUUUGUCUCGAAUGUCAAACACCUCUUACAAAUAUUUAUUAUAGUUUUGAUAACAAACAAUAUUGUGAAACACAUAUUAUGGAAAUUAAACGAAUCCGUAAAAUUAGACCAGAAAGGCGUCAAACAAUAUUUCGGAACAUUUAAGUCAAUUCUUACCAUUUGUUACUUGUUUGUUAAGCAAAGCGAAGUUAUUAAAUCAUACUUCGUUGAAGACUAUGAUUUAUAUGAGAAUUGGCUUGUUAACUUUUUACCUUACAAUCCAUUAUUGUUAAACAUUUUUAGAAGAAAAAAUUUUUUUUAAUCUAGAUAAAUAUAUUUAAUCACUUCAUAAUUUAUUAAUUACUGUAAUUUCUAAUAUCCAUUUUUCUCACUUCUUCAUUGUGGUAUAUUUUGUAAUCUUCAAUAUACAGCUAAAAAAAAAUUCAUCAUUAUCAAUAAAACUGAC
Messenger RNA from Rhizophagus irregularis DAOM 181602=DAOM 197198, 2153 nucleotides. RefSeq lists its product as uncharacterized. The record is from RefSeq and is a predicted model, not a curated record. Lineage: Eukaryota; Fungi; Glomeromycota; Glomeromycetes; Glomerales; Glomeraceae. Gene Ontology annotation, cellular component: Z disc; nucleus. Gene Ontology annotation, molecular function: transcription coregulator activity.